Molecule: messenger RNA, 3290 nt
Organism: Guyanagaster necrorhizus
Lineage: Eukaryota; Fungi; Basidiomycota; Agaricomycetes; Agaricales; Physalacriaceae
Exons: 9
Coding region: 275-2920 (881 amino acids)
Biological process (GO): regulation of DNA-templated transcription
Molecular function (GO): zinc ion binding; DNA-binding transcription factor activity, RNA polymerase II-specific
Source: RefSeq, a predicted model, not a curated record
CCAUCGAGGCAACCAGGAUCGGCAGGGAUCUGUAACGCGUCACGCUUCUCGGAAUCAUGCCCUCGACGCCAAACUUGGCCAAGAACACCUCCUCCACUUUUGCAAUUAUUUUUAUUACUUUUCCGAUUAUAAACGAUCAUUAUUUUCCUCGUAAUCGACAUGAGAUCUCAAUAUAUCCAUCCAGAUCCGUUCCAUUCGUAUCGCCUCUUCCCUUAUAUUCUUCUUUUCCGACCUCUACCUCUCCUCUGUUUUCCCCCCGUCGUCGCUGUUACCCAUGUCUCCCAGGACACCAUCGACGUCGUCUCCCACUUCCUCUCGUGGUGCCUCUGCUCCCUAUCUCCGUCGUCCCUCUGGCCAGCCCAAGUCGUCGCGCCAACAGUUUUCGGCGUGUGGGGCAUGUCGAAUGCGGAGAGUCCGCUGUGACCUUAAAGAUCUUCCGAUAGCAACGGCAGGCCCAAAUCCUGCCUGUUCCAACUGCAAGGAGCGGGGGUUAAAAUGCGUAGACGAGUUCGCCGACGUCAAGGCCGUUAAGCUCCUCCGACGCGGUCGCCGUCUGCAACAGGUCGAGGCUAUCUACGGGAAAGCUACCGACUCUCAGAAUGGCUCCUCUCACUUCGCCUCCCCCGCUACUCAUCUACCAAGCAUCAUUCCCCAACUCAAGCCCGAGUUCUUUUCCUCUCCCUUUUGGCGGUGGUUCAGUGUACAACGGCCUGUCCUCGACCCCGUUGAGUUCUCAGGACGAUUCCUCGCGCAUUCAAAGGGCACACAUCUCCUUGGACACGAGGGCAGCGUUAUUGCCCUCCUCCUUGUCGUUUGGGCUGCGUCUUUUGGCGUAGACGAACAGGGGGUUCCUAUCGAGAACGAAGACAAUGAUUACGAGCUCGGCGGCGUUUCCAUGGGCCAUGGUGACUACUCCAUGCAACGGAACACACGCAGCGCAAGUGUCAGCUCCCGGCCGUCGAAAGGACGGAGCGGGGAUCCUUCAAAGUCGCGCGUCGGGAGGAAGGAAACCACCGAGGCUAUGUUGCGCGAGGUUUUAGAACUCGUCGACUACCACAGCAUUAUGCGUAAGCCGUCCUGGGACGGAAUACGAGUACUUUUACUUAUUUUGCCCCUCUUGGAGGAUGCUAACCCUCUGGACCGGCUGACAAUGCAUGAGGCGACACUGUUACAGGCACAUUCGCUAUGCGCUUUGUCCUCGUCGCCCUCCACUUCGACUAUUUCUCAUACUUCUGAUGACGCCAUUGUACGAGCACGGAUUUUCUGGUAUGCUCAUCUGCAAGAAGGAAUAACCACUGGCAUGCGGGGCGGCCGAUUAAUACUAACGGAAGACGAUCUCGAUACAUUUCAAAGUACUCUACCGCCUUAUAAUUUUGGCCUCAACAGCGCAUCUGGUAUAUCAUCACCAUCUUCGUCUUCCUUCAUUGCUUCUUCACAUCCGUACCUUCAAGUCACACACCUCUUCUCCAUACCCCUUCACCUUAGCUCGAUCUGCCGCAAAGUUCAUGCAGUGUUAACUGGUGCCAAGGCGUCGAGGAAAGCGGAAGAAGGCGCCGGUGUUGAUGGUGAAGGUAUGAGAGAGGUCUGGGAGGGACUGGAGCGAUGUUGGGUGGAAUUUGAGGAUCUCAAAAGACACAACGGGAUGGAAAACGAAACCGACGCACAGGUUGAGCGAUUUGCUAGCGCGUGGCAGGUAUUUAUUUUUGAAUGUUAUAACAUCAUUAGGGAAGCCCUUAAGCAAUACGUUUCUCGGUCAGCUUCUUCAACAUCGGCGUCUUCACCGCAGCCCAUGUUUGCUGCAUCCUCGCACCCCUCUUCAAAAGGCUCUCCGCAUGGUCAAAGUCCGCCACCAUAUUAUACCCUUCAUCAACUUCACGCGAUGGCCACCCGGAAGUGUGUUCGCAUUCUCCCGUAUGUCCUAGGCAUCAUUAAGCAUCAUCUAUCAUGCGAUGUUGUCGACACAUCGGGUAUGUUCAAGUGGGAUGCAGGGCUGGUCCGUGACGGCUGUUUCUUCGCCGGUUUCUUGUCUGCUAGUUCAGAAAGCAAUACCCUCGGCGAUCCCGACGACCGCCAGCAGUUCGGAUCCAUGAAGCAGGAAUCAGACGCGCGAAUUGACGGAUCGAUUCCGCCUCUUGUGGUUCGUUCAGGUUAUCUUCCGGUUUAUGAUCCCGAGGAAGGUGUGCGAAUAUGUCUUACCGCCCUUUCGAUAAUGCGAUGGGCCUUUUCCAAGAGCGAGGAACGGCGAGAAACGCUGCGAAUGGUUUGGGAGGAUGGCAAGAUGCGGAAGAGAACGAUUCAAUCGUUCUCUCAUCCUCACACGCCGCAUGCAGCGGAAGCUCCGAGCAGCGCACUGCGGGAAAUCGAUUUGCGCUACAGUGAGGAAGCCGCAGCAGCGCAACCAAAUUCUUCAUAUGUGGACAUGUACGGCGGCAAAGUUCCCGCCUCGAUUCACCACCUACCACCGCUCAACCUCAGCAAUAUUUCCGCAUCACACCAUGUUUCGGUGGACUCAGCGCCGACGACUGGUUACAGUACCGAUGGGUCCGCAGGCGCCAAUUCAUGGCCCUCGUACACGCCACCUGGGACGGGUACCUCGACGUCAGGGACGAGUACUACGGGAAAUGGUAUCCGGUCCCCCGCCUUCUCGAGCUUGGUGUCCGUCCCGAGUGCGGGAAUCAAGAGUGAGGGUAUGCUAUACCAUAAUGUUUCGACGGAUCUUGAGCCUUUCGGGUUCAGUGCUCCUGGGACGGGGACGGACGUGAGUGGGGUUAUGGUCGGGUACCAUCACUCCCCUCAUCAGACCAGAGGCGGCGGGGCGGGCAACUUCAUGGAUUUCGCGCAGACAGGGAAUGCGCCUCUCGGACAUCCCGUAUCAGAUGGCAUUGAUUUCGGCGAGGACGGGAACGGGUACUAUCAUUGAUUUUCAUUCUGUUUUCGUGAGGGACAGACUUUUCCGGCCGGUCGCAAAAUCUUUACUCUGUUUGGGUUGUCGCUUAUAGGUGUUCUUUAAUUUGUUUCCUGCUGUGUUUCAUCGUUGAUGCUUUCUUUCUGUGUCGCUGUCAAGCUAUUCCUAGACAUAUACCUCGCACAUCCGGCCUAAAAUAUCUUAUUCUGCUUUUUUUUUUUGCAUCCGAUACCUCGAGCCCAUCUGUUAUACUUUUUAGGCCUUUGCUUUUCCGGUGGUCCUUGUUGCAGUGUAUUUCUUAGGUGUAAGUAAGUACAUACUAGUUAUCAUAAUAAGUAAUGUUGCAGUCUACUAUCGAAUCCAAAGUUGUGUUGAUUCAGGGACU